Molecule: messenger RNA, 4847 nt
Organism: Malaclemys terrapin pileata
Lineage: Eukaryota; Metazoa; Chordata; Testudines; Emydidae
Gene: BMAL2
Product: basic helix-loop-helix ARNT like 2
Exons: 16
Coding region: 78-1904 (608 amino acids)
Biological process (GO): regulation of transcription by RNA polymerase II
Cellular component (GO): nucleus; cytoplasm; aryl hydrocarbon receptor complex
Molecular function (GO): protein dimerization activity; RNA polymerase II cis-regulatory region sequence-specific DNA binding; DNA-binding transcription factor activity, RNA polymerase II-specific
Source: RefSeq, a predicted model, not a curated record
UGCCGGGCGGGCUCGCCUCGCCCGCUCCAUGCCGCUGGGGCCGGGGGCGCUGCGGAGCGGGGCAGGGGGCGUUCGCCAUGGCCGAGGCGGGGGCCGAGGAGGAGCAGCAGAAAGCGGCGCCGGCAGAUAAUCUUGUGAUGGAAGGGAGCCAGUGUGUUGCCUCUGCAGUCUCCACCCUUAUGAAUCCAAUAACCAACCCUGACACUGCCUGUUCGUUCAACACAUUUGCUGUUGAGUCUCCAAAAAAGCGCAAAGGAAGUGAUUUUGAUAACCAGAGUGAAGAUGGAGAACAUGUAAAAAUUAAAUAUUUCAGGGAAGCUCAUAGUCAAACAGAAAAACGAAGAAGAGAUAAAAUGAAUAACUUGAUAGAAGAAUUAUCUGCUAUGAUACCUCAGUGCAAUCCUAUGGCACGUAAAUUAGACAAACUUACAGUAUUACGAAUGGCUGUGCAGCAUUUCAAGUCAUUAAAAGGUUCUACUAGUUCUUAUGCAGAAGUUCAAUAUAAGCCUUCAUUUUUACAGGAUGGUGAGCUGAGACAAUUAAUCCUUAGGGCUGCUGAUGGGUUCCUGUUUGUGGUUGGAUGUGAUAGAGGAAAAAUUCUUUUUGUCUCUGAAUCAGUCUGCAAGAUACUUAAUUAUGAUCAGGCCAGCUUGAUUGGACAAAGUUUAUUUGACUACUUGCAUCCAAAAGAUGUUGCCAAAGUGAAGGAGCAACUAUCCUCUUCAGACGCUUCACCAAGAGAAAAGCUUAUAGAUGCCAAAACUGGCUUGCAAGUACGUAUGGAUUUUCAAGCUGGAUCAGCUCGAUUGCAUUCUGGUGCUCGGCGUUCCUUCUUCUGUCGGAUAAAGUGUAGUAGGAUCACAGUCAAGGAAGAAAAGAAAUGCUUGCCCAACUCAAAGAAGAAAGAGCACAAAAAGUACCGUACAAUCCAUUGUACUGGCUAUCUGAAGAGCUGGCCUCCUACCGAGGUGGGAGUGGAAGAGGAGAAUAAUGCAGAAGACAGCAGUAACUUUAACUGUCUUGUUGCAGUUGGGAGAUUGCAUCCUUAUAUUGUUCCACAAAAGAGUGGUGAGAUAAAGGUCAAACCAACAGAAUUUGUUACACGCUUUGCCAUGGAUGGAAAAUUUGUUUAUGUAGACCUACGUGCAACAGCAAUUUUAGGGUAUCUGCCGCAAGAGCUUCUAGGAACUUCUUGUUAUGAGUACUUCCAUCAAGAUGAUCACAAUCAUCUAGCUGAUAAACACAAAGCAGUGUUGCAGAGUAAAGAAAAAAUAUUUACAAAUUCCUACAAAUUCAGAGCAAAAGAUGGAACUUUCAUUACAUUGAAGAGUCAAUGGUUUAGUUUCAUCAAUCCAUGGACCAAAGAACUGGAGUACAUUGUAUCAACCAACACUGUAGUGUUGGGUCACAAUGAGUCAGGAGAAGAAGCAUUACUACCCUGUAGUUCCCAGUCCUCAGAAGAUACUUCAAAGCAGUCUUUUCCCAGUGUUCCUGGGAUGUCCACUGGAACAAUACUUGGUGCUGGAAGCAUAGGAACUGAGAUUGCAAAUGAAGUAUUAAACUUAGAAAGGUUACAUUGUUCUCCAUCUAUUGGUGAGUUAAGUCCAUCUGAUCUUAUGAGGAAAUCUUCUCCAACUUUAACUCCAAAAUGCAGCAAUGUGCCAAAUAAAGAGUUGAUUCAGUUAUGUCCUUCAGAAAUGGAGGACUUGGAGACCUUGGGGCAAAAUCAGGGCACUGUUUCAUUCCCAAGCAAUGAACCUCUUCUCAGUGACAGUUGCCAGUUGGAUUUUGAUGCAAUGUGUGAAAAUGAUGAUACUGCCAUGGCGUCUCUCAUGAAUUACUUGGAAGCUGAAGGAGGCCUUGGGGAUCCAACAGAACUCUGUGAAAUACCAUUGACUCCCUAGUGGUUAUUUUAUAUACAAAUGAGAAGAAUGUAAAAUUCUGUAAUGCACAACAACUGCACAUCCUCAAGUACUGUAUUGGUCAUUUUUAAGGCUUUAUUUUAAUUCAUAUUUACUAUCUGUAUAUUUGCUAAGACUUUUAUGCCUUGUUCACAAAGAAAUGGCUUGUUCUGCACAUAUAGAAAAAAUGUGAUAUUUUUUCAUGACCGAGAACCUCAAAAUUGUAUUGAUCCAUAUCUGACUAGAGUGCUUACAACACGUGGUUAUAUUUUUGCUAAAAAGCUUUAACCCAAAGAUACCGUACAAUGUAUAGGAAUAACAGUGUUCAUCUAAAUGUUUUAAUACUUUAAAAAACAACAAAAAAAAGCUUUUAUUUGUAAUUUUCUUUUAAGAAUUGGGUGGAAAAGUAUUUCUCCAUGUCACUUCUGUAGGACUUUCUCUAAUUGCACAGUUUGAGAAAUGUUUUUGUACCUCUAAGCUUUCUUUGAAAAUAUGGUUUCCACACUGCAAAAUUGUAAGAUAAAGUACUAUAGUACAAAAGGGGACAUUGCCGUUUACAAUUCUUUGCCCUUUUUAGAAGUAUUGUGUACAAUUUUUAUAGUCAAGUAAAAACAAAAGAAAAAACAAUAGUCUGGGAACAAGAAACCAAGUUAUAGGAUUUGUGUUAAAUUAUCCAGUAUGCUGACCAGGAAAAGGAUUUGAGAGUUCUGGACAAACAAUGUUAAACAUUGUCCCACAGCACAAAUGUGACUGGUGGGGAAGAAGAGAGACAAAAUAGUUUAAUACAAAGUAUUAUUUAAAUAUAUUAGUAGAGGGACAGAACACAAAACCGUAGUAGUAAUACUGUAACUGUAAUAAAACAAUUUGGUCACUAUAGUUUGGGGGAUAUUAUUGCCUUGGAAAUAUGUGUUAGAGCAGUGGAUUUCAACCUCUUUUCAUUUGCAGUUCCCUAAAAAAUUUUGAAUGGAGGGAUGGAUCCCUUUGGAAAUCGUAGACAUAGUCUACAGACCUCCAGGGGUCCAUGGACCAGAGGUUGAAAACCACUGUUAUAGAGCAUAGCUAUUUAAAGAAAGCAGAUUAAAAUUAGUCAAUAUAAUCUUACGUCUGGAGAAAAGUGAGAAUUGAGGAGCCGGAGAUUUUAAAAAGUAAUAAAGUGGAAUUGAGACUAGUCAGAAGUGGUAAAGUAUGUUGGACCUUAAUGGCCUUUUCCUGUUUAAUGUCUUAUGUAAAUACAGUUUUCCAAGCUUUUCCCAACAAUAUUAGGUGUCUCAGGUUGGGGACCUAAACAUUGAGGCAUCCAAAAUCACUAGCCACUUUUGAAAAAAUCCUGGCCUUUAUCUCUAUCUAUUAAUUGAGACUGCUGGAACUACAUUUGAGUUAUGUAACUGCACAGAGUAGUGGGAGAAAUGUGUGUGUAUGUAUUGGCUAUAGGUGGUUUGCAAGUGGCAAUAUAGGGGUAUAUUACAUUUUGUGAAAAGGGCACUUAAUUAUAGAAUACCUUUUAUAGUACUUGUAUUUUGGAGAAAUCAAAAGUUUUCUAUUACUUAAUACUAGCUGCAAAUACUUUUGUGCUAUUACAAUCCUUUAAUAUAUAAUUGUUGCAUUUUGCAUUCUUAUUUCUAAUUUUAUAAUCUUCUUGCAAAAUAUGUGAUCCAGUUAUGACAGAUCACCCUUGAGUGCAGCACUGUUAAUAUGUUGCAUUAAAACAAUAUGGUGUUAGUAUCCAGGUAUGGAUGUCUUAGCUCAUACAUUGUAUGUGCAGUUAAAUGAGUCAGUCAAAGGAUUAUGCCAUAAAUGCUCCCUCCCCUCCCCCCAAAAUUCGUGAAAUGAAAGAAAAGCAUUGAAAAUGUUUUGAGAUGUGUAGAUCUUUUGUGUUAGAAUAUUUUUUACAAUUUGAAAACACAGGUUCAGUUUGUAAGUAGUAUGUCUUCUUCUAAAUGUAAAAUUAUGAAUACCGUUAGUUUAAUGGAAGAGAUUGCAGUUGAUGUAGACAUGUGCCUAACAUUAAAGGUGAUGGUUGACACUCAGCAGACAUCAGAUGCAUCUAGAUAAGAGUGUAGAAUGGUGUAUAGAAAAUUUCCUAGGAUAUUUCAAGAAAAAGAAAUAAGUAAUUACCCUAAAUAGCCACUAGAUGUCAAACUUCCUCUAUUUGACAAUAAUUUGACUCUGAAAGGUGGGAUACUAUAAUCUUCUGUGAUGUAUUAACUCCUAUACUUAACUGGAACAGCUGUAUACCUUAUAGACAUUAGAGAAAAUUACUGGAUGUCUGAAAUGUAUACAUUUCUAACCCUGGGGACAAUAAUAUCUGAUAUAAUUUUACUGCUAGAGCUGAAUUUGGCCCUUGAUAUGGAGCAAUACAGAAAAUCAGGAUUCUUUCUCAGAAUUGUGAUCGGAUUCUAUUUUUAUAAUUGUUUCUGAAAGAUGGAUUCUAAUUAUUACUUUAAUUGUAGGGAAAGUUAUGAAACACAAUGGCUGUUUUCCUUAUUCGGCGUUUGCUAAUUGAACAUUUAAAGUAAAAAUAAAUUCUAAUUAAAACAAGUUCUAUAGGUAACCUAGAGAAAUAAACAGUUUAAAACCAGAUGGUUCAAAGAAGAGUCCAGAUAUUUCCAUGCAAGAAUGAGAGUAUUAAUUCUUACAAGAGACAAUAUUACCAUGCAUAAUCAAACCGCUGUUUUGGGAUUCCUCCCAGAUUACUCCUGGAAAAUCUUUUUUACCUUAGAGGCAAAUCUAUUGUAGAACUAGUUUUAUUCCGCUAGUUUGCUAAACCCUUUGUAAUCAGCAACCUGUAUAGUAUGUGUCUGUUAGCUGCUUUCUUGAACCCUUUCUAUUUGCAAAACCAUUUGUCAAACCUGCAGAUUUCACACUAUUCUACAUUGUACAAUGUCUUUUUUGUAAAUAUUUAUGAUGAUAAACGGCGAGGCGAAAUUAAAAUAUAUUUUAUACAAA